Quercus lobata is the source of this 5172-nucleotide messenger RNA. RefSeq lists its product as uncharacterized. Lineage: Eukaryota; Viridiplantae; Streptophyta; Magnoliopsida; Fagales; Fagaceae. The record is from RefSeq and is a predicted model, not a curated record. The coding region runs from base 1 to 5172 and encodes 1723 amino acids. The transcript is spliced from 4 exons.
AUGGAUAGCUAUAUUUGCACUAGCAACCAAAACAAUAACGCCAUAGCAGCAAAGCUGCAUAUAGAAGAUAUAAGGAAGCGCAAAUUCUUAAUCGGUGAGAGUCGUCCAAACCCAUUAACUGAAGAUCUUCAAAAUGCUGUGGCCAACCUCUCCUCCGAGCUCUAUACCAAAGAUGUCCAUUUCCUUAUGGAGCUUAUUCAGAAUGCUGAAGACAACGAGUAUUUAGCUGGAGUGAAGCCGACGCUAGAGUUUGUACUGACGACAGCUGAUAUAACAGGAAUCGGUGCACUAGCGACUCUAUUGGUGUUUAACAAUGAAGUUGGGUUCUCUAAAACCAACAUUGAUUCCCUUUGUGGCAUUGGAAGAUCCACCAAGAGGGGCCAGAGGCACCAAGGCUUCAUCGGAGAAAAGGGAAUAGGAUUCAAGAGCGUGUUUCUUGUCAGUGGACUGCCACACGUAUUUAGCAACGGAUACCAAAUCUGGUUCAGUGAAAUUCCAAAUCCUGAUUGUGCCAUUGGGUACAUUGUCCCAGAGUGGGUUUCCACAAACCCAACUUAUUCAGACAUCCGGGCCAUUUAUGGGUCUGGCAAGGCUCUGCCAAAUACUGUGAUUAUUCUCCCUUUAAAGCCUAAGAAAGUGGAAGCUGUGAAGAAACAACUAUCAGAAAUUCAUCCUGAAGUAUUGCUAUUUUUGAACAAAAUCAAGCGAUUGUCAAUACGAGAAACCAGCAGUAAAACUUGCAUUGCAGACUCUAUUUCUGCAGUUUCUAUCUCUACUGAGACUAACCUUGUCUCAUUAAAGACUCGGGGAGCAAACUGCCGUGUAGUCCAUCUUUCAGUUCAGGAGGAAGUGGAUGCGACCGAGACCACAUGCCCUUAUUAUGUAUGGAGACAAGGCUUCCCUGUAAAACCGAAUAAUAUGGUGGAUGCAAGGAAGGAUAUAAAAGAAUGGGUGAUAUCUCUGGCUUUUCCAUCUGGUGAGCGACUGAAGCGGGGGACUUCUUCCACUGGUGUUUUUGCCUUCCUACCUACUGCAAUGGUUACUAAUUUCCCAUUUAUAAUUCAGGGAGACUUCAUACUUUCAUCUUCUAGAGAAACCAUACUGUUGGAUAACAAGUGGAACUCUGGAAUCCUGGACCAAGUGCCUUGCUCCUUUUGCAGCGCUUUUACUGCUUUUAUGAAGUCCACAUUGACUGAAAAAUACUUUUCUGUUGCUCAAGAAGAGUGUAUUGUUCCUUAUGAGACAUUUGUUGAUGAGAAGAUAGUCUUUUGCAAGCCAACUAACGUGAUAAGAGUCCUUCCUGAGUUCAGGAAAAUCAUGCGGCGUAUUAAAGAACAUGGUGUCCUUUCCCAUGCCAUUUCUGCUCAGGGGAAGUUUGUGUUGCAUAAUUCAGUAGACUGCAAAGAAUAUGACGAUUCCUGCAACUUUCUCAAAGUUGCUCCUGCAGGUAUUUGUAAUGACUGGUAUGGAAAAUGCAUUCAAGAAUGCAACCUCACUUGUAGAGCUUCUACAGAAGAGUAUGUGGAUCUUCUUUGCUUUCUUGCUGAAAAAUGGAGAUUUAUUCCACUAAGGAGUGUCAAUAGCAUACCCCUUUUCAAACACAUUACUUGGAAUGGAGAAAUAAAGUCAUGUAGUUUACAAGCAAUUAAACAGGAACGUCUAAAGAUUCAUAUUGUCUGGGAGCCACAAGAACAUGCCUGGCUAAACAAAUGGAACCAAGUGAUGGGUUGCCCAUAUGACUGUUUCUUCUUCCCUGAUACCUUGGUGGCUGCUCUGGUAGGGUGUGAAAGACAAUACAACUUGAAGCAAUGGUUUAUCAAAGACGUGGGUUUGGUAGUCACUACUGUUUCUAAAUAUUGUUCACAACUUGGUUAUUUUCUUGGAAUAAAGAAAGACCCAAAACUCGUUGUCUUGUUUUCUCAUUUCAUGUAUCAUACAUGGUUAAGAAACUACAUUCGAGAGAGAGAGAUUUGUACUGUUUUUCAUUUCAUGCCAGUCGUGGAUGAAUGUGGAAAUGUGAUUUUGUGCAAGAAUACUCUUGUUCCGGCUUCCAGUAGCAAAUGGAUAAAACUGUUUGGAUCUAAUCCAUUUACGAAGGCUAAUUGCAAGUAUGUUGAACUUGGGGUGGUAUAUGCUGAAGCUGCCGAAUUUGCUGGAGAAUGCACUCCAGCAAAUGAACUAUUGCAAUUUUUCAAAAAGCAUGGAAAAACUUCUGAUUUGCCAGACAUAAUACCUCAGGACAUGGCGUUGCAAGUUGCUUCUAGUCAACUAACAUGUGAGGAGGCUUUAAUGCUUCUGGCCUGGAUCCAAAAUUUGAGAGCUAAGAAAUAUGGAUUACCUAUAAGGUUCGUCCAAAGCAUACGGAACGGGAAAUGGGUUAAAACAUCUUCAGGAUUUAAUACUCCUUCCCAGUGCUUUCUUUGUGAUGGAACUGAGGUAUCAACUCUCUUGGAGAUGGGAAGAACUCUAAAGGUUUUAUCAGAUAUUGAUGAAGCGUAUUAUAUGGACAGGAUAAGAGCUUAUAAAGAUGAGUUGAUUUUCUUUGGAAUGCGGAUUGGUUCUGACGAUAUGUAUCAGCUUUUCAGUGAUCACCUUAAGCAUCUUGCUUCCUCAUCAAUGAGCAAACCUUUUGCAAUUUUGCUGCUUAGAUUUAUAAAGUACUCAAAUCACCAAAAUAAACUUGAUGAAGACUUCUUAAAAUAUGUGAAAGCAGGGAAAUGGUUGAAGACAAACCAGGGGUAUUGGACUCCUCCAGGAACUGUCUGUCUGAUGCCUGAUAUGGUAGAUGGUUUUGUACAAAUUACAGAUCUGCAUGUUGUUGACAGAAGAUACUAUGAAAACCAACUUGAUUGUUAUGAGGAGGAGCUAAAGUUUCUGGGUGUUGUCAUCGAUCUGGAAGAUGUUUAUAAACAAAUACCAGAGCACUUUCAAUUUCCAAAAGAUCUUUCAAUUUUGACAAAAAGUAGUGUUUUUCUGUUACUUGGAUGCAUCCAGCAUUUGGGGCUUGCAGGUAACAAUUUUGUGCAGAAAAUUAAAGACCAACCCUGGAUGAAAACUAGCUCUGGUUUCAAAUGCCCUUCAGAGUCCCUUCUGCCAGGUCUUAAUUGGGACCACUUAUUGAAUAUUGUUCCUUUGCCUGUUGUUGAUGAAGAAUAUUAUGGAAGCAGAAUUGGUUCAUACAGAACUGAACUUGAGGCAAUUGGGGUGGUUGUAGAUAUAAAUGGAGCAUGUAAAAUGCUUUCCUUUACACUCAAGUCAACAUUCUCUUCAAGCAGUUUAACCAGCACCAAUGUGUUCUCCUUACUCAACUGCAUCAGGUGCAUGAACAAGAUAAUGCAGACCCAAUUACUUGAUAUAAUUAGCUGCUUGUCAGGGGAGAAGUGGUUGAAGACUUGUCAUGGCUAUAAAUCUGCCCCAGAAUCUAUUUUGUUUGAUCAGAAAUGGGGAACAGUCUCCAAGUUCGUGGACCUUCCUUUCAUUGAUGAGGCUUUCUACGGUCUCAGCAUCCACUCAUAUAAAUGUGAAUUGAAUAUGCUUGGCGUUGUGAUUAAUUUUAGUGAAGGGGCUCAUUUUGUUGCAAGAGGUCUCAAGUUGCCAAGAGAAACAGCAUCUUUAGCACCAGAGGGUGCUCUCUCACUGCUUCAGUGUGCCAUAUCCCUCAAAAAAAGUUGCAAGUCAACUGACCACUCUACAUUUAAGAUUUUGCUCGACAAAUUAACAGGAAGCAGAUGGCUAAAAACACACAUGGGCUACAGGUUCCCACAAGAAUGUCUCCUGUUCAAUCCAGAUUGGGAAUGUUAUUUAACACCAAAUGAUGGGCCUUUCAUUGAUGAGAAGUUCUAUGUAACUCUUAGUUCUCUGGAAAAAGAAGAUCUAAAAGCCAUAGGUGUGAAGGUGGAUAUUGAGGAAGCCUGCAAUCUUAUUUCCCAUGCUCUUACGUCUCAUGUUCAAACUUCUGCUGUCAGGAGAACCUACAGAUUCCUAUACAAAUUUAAUUGGAAUCCACGGAUGCAGGACACGCGUUCCUCUCAGUUAUGGAUCCCAGAUCAACAAAUGGGUAAAGGAAAAUGGGUGGAAAAUUGGCGUUGUGUACUCCAUGACCAGAAUAAUCUAUUUGACACUCGUCUGCAUGCUCUUGAUAAAUACUAUGAGAAGGAAUUGCUACCUUUUCUGUCAAGGGCUUUUAGGGUUUGCGAAGUUCCUUCACCAUAUGAUUUUUUAGAUAUCUGGAAUAUCUGGGAGGCUUCGCAUCAAGUUUCCACUGCUAAGCUAAGCUCCUUCUUCGGGCAAAUAUCAGAAAAUUGGGAAAACUGGGAUUCUGACGCUAGAAGUAUCCUCAAAAGACAGUGCACCAUGCUUCCAGCGGCCAAUACUUCAGGAGCAGUUCAGUUUGUGAUGAAAGAAGAAGUUUUUAUUGCUGAUGAUUUGCAGUUGAAAAAUUUAUUUAUUGAAGCUAGUGAAAAUCCACUGUUUGUAUGGUUCCCACCAAAGUGUUUGUCAUCUCCAGCUAAAUUGCUAGAAAUUUACACGAGUCUUGGUGUUCGAAAAAUAUCUGAAGCUGUGAAGUUUGACCUACAUUGUACUUUGUCUGCAAGUAAAAUUAUUGAUGAUACAGAUUCCCUGAUCGGGAAAGCUUUGAUCAAGUUGGUGUUGGCCUUUGCAAAUAUGCCAAUGGAAGAAAAACACAAGACUGCAAAAUCUCUCCUUGAACUCUCAGUUUAUGGCACGGAAGACCCAAUAUCAGUCCGGUAUGCCUUACAGUUACCUUUGCAGAAAAGGAGGCUAGAAGUAGAAAUUAAAAAAAUGGUGCUUUGGGAGAAGAACUCACAGAGACUGCUUGUCAAUAAAUCAACCUGGAAUGAAGGAAAGAAAGAUAUAAAAUUCAUUGCUUCUUUUGCACGAGCCAUCUUGGAAGCAGUUCUACCUAACAGUGCGGAUCAAAUGGACACACUUUGCAGAAUGAUCCAAAUGGGCAUGGCACUUGGGUUAGAGGAAGAUGCAGUGGACUACCUGCUAUGGACAGAGAAUUUGGAACUAUCUGUUGAGGACAAGGAAUUCCUUGAUCGUUCAUUUCCCUCUGGUAAGUCCUCUCCUGUUUUGGGCAAGCGCCUGUCUAUGUACCCCUUAUUGCCUUCAACUCCAAAUGGUUCAGCCUGUAGGAGGCGGCUUUGA